AUGUGUUCCUUACAUUUCAGCGAGGGUUCAGUGGUGGUAGAGGCAGAGCUUAUAUUCAACAGUGAGGAGUCUGUUCCUGAUGUCAGCAAUAUCACAAACACCCUGGUACAAGCUGCUUCAUCCAACAGUUCAGACUUUGCGGCCCUUGGAGUGGAUACCAGUAACAUUGUUGUUGAGCGCACCCCCCCACCUACACCUUCUUCUGAAUUAUGUGGUAGACCUACACUUUCAAGCAGGAUAGUUGGAGGACAGGACAGUGCUGAAGGAAACUGGCCUUGGCAAGCUAGCCUACAGAAAAAUGGUCAACAUUUUUGCGGGGGGUCCCUCAUCAAUAGACAGUGGAUCCUAACAGCUGCACACUGCUUCAACAGUUCUGAUCCAAGCCAAAUAACUGUGCACCUGGGCAUUAAGGAUCUGGAUGUAACUGGUGCAAAUGAGAUCACCAGGACUGUGGUCCAGAUUAUACUUCAUCCAAAAUAUGAUGACAUAACAAACAAUAAUGACAUUGCAUUGCUUCAGAUGAUAAGCCUUGUUACACUGAGCGACUACAUCAUACCUGUGUGUCUACCACGCCGCAACAGUGUCUUCCAUAAUGGUACUGACGGUUGGGUCACUGGUUGGGGAGACAUUGGAGAAGGAGUGUCUCUUCCAUAUCCCAGAGCUCUACAGGAAGUUGAUGUUCCUGUCAUAGGAAACAGACAGUGUGACUGUCUGUAUGGAUCCGGCUCAAUCACUUCAAAUAUGAUCUGUGCUGGGUAUGCAGCUGAGGGCAAAGAUUCAUGCCAGGGAGACUCGGGUGGUCCAAUGGUGAACCAGCAGAAUUGGGUGUGGAUCCAGUCUGGAGUUGUCAGUUUUGGAUAUGGGUGUGAUCGACCAGGUUUUCCUGGAGUCUACACUAGGGUGUCCCGUUACCAGGCUUGGAUCAAAUCACACAUUUCUGUUGACCGACCAGGCUUUGUUAAGUUCUCCUCCACUGGAGUGGAUGAUGACAGCAGCUUCUUCUGCCCUACAACCCCAACAUAUACCUCCAGCCCUCAAAGUAAGUUCAACAGUGACGUUCAAAAAGUUUGA
Messenger RNA from Engraulis encrasicolus (European anchovy), 1071 nucleotides. Its product is annotated as serine protease 33-like. The transcript has 6 exons. Gene Ontology annotation, molecular function: serine-type endopeptidase activity. Gene Ontology annotation, biological process: proteolysis. The coding region runs from base 1 to 1071 and encodes 356 amino acids. NCBI's taxonomy places the organism in Eukaryota, Metazoa, Chordata, Actinopteri, Clupeiformes, Engraulidae. The record is from RefSeq and is a predicted model, not a curated record.